AUGGCCGAGCCUCAAGAUCCAACGCCCUCCAGCUCCACAGACGCCAACGCCGUCGCCCCGUCGACAGUCACCAUCCGCGCGCCGUCCAAGUACGUCGCCACGCCGCCCCGGGAGGCCGAGGGGGAGGACGACGACUCCGCCUCCGCCGCCGCCGCCGCCGCCCCGCCCCUCGACUGGCUGCACCGCACCUGGACCGUCACGCACUCGACGCUGGGCAUGUGGCGCUCGGCCCAGAACGUCCGCAUCACCUACUCGCCCCUGAGCCCCGUGCGCGGCGGGCCGGGCGGCCAGUCCACGCCGCGCCUCGGCGACCUCGUCGAGUACGAGUCCAACCGGCCCGGCAGGAAGCCCGCCGGCGUCAAGACGGUCGAGGGCGUCGACACGGCGAGCGGGCCGCGGGCCCACGCGGGCGCCUGGGACUGGCGGGGCAGGCGCUGGCUGCGCUUCGUGCACAGCCACUGGGAGGUGCUGGGCUGGGGCCGCCGGCCGCUGCGGCGGGAGGGCGCCGAGGGGGCGGGCGCCGAGGCUGAAGGGGAGGAGGAGGAGCUCUGGGUUGUGACGUGGUUCGCGCCCACGCUCUUCACCAAGGAAGGGGUCGACUUCUACUCGAGCCGGAGGGAGGGGCUGAGCGAGGCGACGGCGGCCGAGAUCCGCCAGGCGCUCGAGGCCGGGCCUAAGCCGCUGGCGGAUAUGGUCAAGGCGGAUCUCAGGCCCGUAGACAUCAAGCUCCCUUGGCAGCAGAGGUGA
Molecule: messenger RNA, 747 nt
Organism: Thyridium curvatum
Lineage: Eukaryota; Fungi; Ascomycota; Sordariomycetes; Thyridiales; Thyridiaceae
Exons: 1
Coding region: 1-747 (248 amino acids)
Source: RefSeq, a predicted model, not a curated record